Molecule: messenger RNA, 280 nt
Organism: Hibiscus syriacus
Lineage: Eukaryota; Viridiplantae; Streptophyta; Magnoliopsida; Malvales; Malvaceae
Exons: 5
Coding region: 21-227 (68 amino acids)
Source: RefSeq, a predicted model, not a curated record
ACUGCAGAACAACAACAGACAUGGUGUUCUUUUGUUUUCUCGUUGAUCAGACAAGGAAAGUGAGCACCAGUAAGCCGGCGGCGGGGAUCUGCUCGCGGUGCGGCGGAGGAGCCAGCGUCGCCGACAUGAAGACCGCCACCAGGUUUUGCUACGUCCCGUUUUACUGGAAAUCUUGGAGGGCGAUUAUAUGUACCUUCUGUGGAGCCAUUCUUCGAUCUUAUCGGUAAAAAAUUCGUAAGAUCAAAAAUUCGAAUUUUCAUAUCAAUAAUCCAUUUAACAU